UUGAUGUUAUGAAACAUUUUGGGAAAGUAUCAAUAAAAGAAAUAAUGGGAAAACAUUUUUAACUGAAUAUCUCACUUUAUUAAUUGCACCUUUUCCUCCACCCACCAACCUAUACACAGGCAUCUUUUUCUCAAGCUUUUCUGAAUUUUUUUUCUUUUGUCUGUGUUGCUCUCUUUGAAGUGAGGAAGCAGUGCAAUGUGCAAUCAAAUACAACACACUUUAGAUUAAAAGACGCCCUGUAUAAGGAGAGAGAAAGAGGAUGGGGGCGGGGAAAAGAAGACAGUAGCUCCAUACACCUCUGCUUAUUUCCUUUCACUUCAUUUUUCUUGUCACAUUGCUCUACAUAUUGGUUCUUGUCAGCCACAACCAAGGUAAGAUCUGAUCAAAUAUUGUUAAAAAGCUGAUUAGAAGGCAUGUUGUUUCCAGUAAAAUUAAAGUUGUCUUUUGUGGACUUUUGAUGUAACGUUUUACGUUCUUUGAGGGAGAAAGUCUUCUGAUCAAAAGUUAAGAACUGUUGACAUAUUUUAACAUGCCUGAAAUUACAGUCUAGUCUCAAUAAGGAGUCCAAUUUGUAUCAAAUAAAUGCAUUACUGUAUGUCAUCAUAGUGAGUAAUGUGUCAUGGUAUGUUGUUUGAAAUAUUUGCUGUACUUAUUAAAAAUUAAAUGGGCCUAUAGACGAAGCAUUUUGUUAUAGUCAUGGUCAUAUGUUACUGAGAACUGAAAAGAAAUACAAAAGCAAACAUUAUCAUUGGGCCAUGGCCUCUUAAUAUGACAAAAAGCAUUGGCUUGUUGUGUACCGAAGGUCAUUUCGUUGACCUCAAGGCCUCUUAUCAAUUUUAGUAAAUAGAGUCACCUUGUUUACUCAAAUGAGAUGAGUGAAUCUCUAACUGUGUAGCACAACUCUCUGUCAGAUGGAAAACUCUCUGCUGGUGACUCUAACGGCGCUCCUGCUCCUUGGUGUUCGAGAAGGAAUCUCCUCCACUACAACAGUAAACAGCUCCCCAAACCCUUCAAUCCCAUCAACCCUUAAUCCUUCUGCUGCACCUUCAUCCUGUACCCCACAGACCCCAUGCAGGAACAUCACCCAAUAUAUCACUCUGCCUCCUGUUGUUGCACGGGUUAAGAUGUACUGGAAGCAGGAGAGUCACUGUGAGGGUCAGCUGUAUCUCUCAUUCUUUCAACAGCGUGACGUCCCUUUGUGCUUCAGCAGUCACAUGGCAAGCAAGUGGUGGAAUGACCUGUGUAAGGACAGAAGAUGUGGAGACUUUGAAGGCUUAAAGCCCACUGAAGAAACUAAAGGUUAUCUUCUCUCGAGCAAUAUGUCAGUGAGCAACGCUUCCUGUUCGGGUGUGCGUAUCACUUGCCAAGAUACUCUUGGAAGAGAGUUGGCUGCUUAUAAGGCAGUAACUGGCAUAUUGCUUUUCUUGAUCCUGAGUGUUAUUCUGCUUCAGUUUGGCCGGCCAACGUACAAAGCCAUCCGCAAAAGAUUUUCACAAAAACGGCAGAAUCGAUGGAUUGGCCCAACUCAGAGUCAGAGUGUGUCCUAUCACAGAGGUCAAGCUGGUGGUAACCCAAACAACAACACAUUAAAGGGGCAGUCCUUUCCAGGUUUGGAAAGGCUGACUGUAAAUCCUAGCAGAGAGCCCUCAUCUAACAGAAACAGUGACUAUGACUCAUAUGGCUACAAUUGAAAGCCUGUAACACAAAAGACCUAACCGAUAUGUCCACGCCUAGACAUCAGUCUCAUCUACAAGCGGCUGUCUUACGCUAUAAGGCUUCAGUUGGUUUUGAGCUGCCAUUUGGCAAGUCUUGGGAUUUGUAAAUAUGUAUGAGAAGUACAGUUAUGGAAUUAGUUUGAGAAAAUCAAACUGGUCACAACCACAAAAGCAGUUGCUUUGUUAUGCAUAGCAGGAUUCAUUUAAUAUUUUCAAAUUGCUUAUUUUGCUCUGUACACUGUGAAAAGUGAUACAAGCAGUUGUUACCUUAUUUUUACCUGAUCUGACUUUUAUAAAUGACUUGCAUUGGUGUGAUCUAAUGUAAUCAGGCUUAUUCCAUCAUAAAUAAUAUUUGAAAAGAUGUUACCACAUGAAGCAACAUUUUUAGGUCAAAAAAAAAAAAAAAAAAAAAUUGUAAUAAAAAUGUACUGUGUAUUUUUGUUGUCAUUUUGUAAAUAGCCAGAAACCAAAUGGGAUUUUGCUCCUGUAAGAUAUGUAAUGAUAGACUUCAACAAAAAUCUGAUGAACUGGUGGAACAUAUGGCUUUUUGUUUAUUUAUACAAGUGGUUGACUUUGGAGUUGGUUUGUGAACUUUUUAAAAUAAACCAUGAUUUUCAGAUUCUUAAAAGAUAGUCAUUUCCACAUUUCUACAUUUUCUUUGUUAUUGUUUCAUGUCUUUUGUUUGUAUGAGUAAGUGAAGAUUCUGUAUAGAAUUAGACAGAAGUAAGUUGAACACUACAGUAUACGCUAAACACAUUAACUUGAUUAUGUUUGUGUUUUGAAAGAUUUCAAGAGUUGGCAAAGAUGGGAGCGAUUUAAAGGUGAUAACGGAAGAGUGAAGAGGGAAUUUGGUGUGAAUGCACAAUCUUGCAGCAAUGUGGUUUCCUGUCGUAAUUCUAUUAACUUCCUGUUCCUGUGUUAUUUCUGUCUUUCAUGCUCUAAAUAUAAUGUAGAUGCACUGUGCUCAUUACAGUCUUUUUAGUUUCUUCAAUUUCUUUGUCUUUCUUUUGUGUUCUCUCUCUCUCUCUCUCUCU
Molecule: messenger RNA, 2749 nt
Organism: Myxocyprinus asiaticus (Chinese sucker)
Lineage: Eukaryota; Metazoa; Chordata; Actinopteri; Cypriniformes; Catostomidae
Gene: cd5
Product: T-cell surface glycoprotein CD5
Exons: 6
Coding region: 912-1691 (259 amino acids)
Biological process (GO): T cell costimulation
Cellular component (GO): plasma membrane
Source: RefSeq, a predicted model, not a curated record